GAACCUGAUCAGGAAGUGAAUACAGAGUAAAGGCUAAAGUCCUGUGUUUUUGCAUUGUGUUCAUGUCUCCAUGUUUCUCAGCUCACCGUCAGUGAUGAACAGGCUCAAGGUUGUUUCCCGCCAUUUGUCACCGUCACGCGCGGAAUUUCAGGGCUGCAGCGCGCGCGCUCCAGCUGACCCUCGGGAUGUGGUGGUCGUGCACGGCUUAAGGACUCCAAUAGGGAGGGCCAAGAGAGGCUCCUUCAAGGACACGACCCCAGACGAGCUGCUGAGUGCAGUGAUGACAGCAGUGCUGAGGGACGUGGGACUGUCUCCAGAUAAACUGGGGGACAUGUGUGUUGGUAACGUGUUACAGCCAGGUGCAGGAGCUGUGAUGGCCCGGAUUGCACAGUUCAUCAGUGGCUUUCCAGAAACGGUGCCUGUGUACACGGUAAACCGUCAGUGUUCGUCUGGACUGCAAGCGCUUUUUAACAUCGCAGGUGGUGUCAGGAACGGGUUUUAUGAUAUGGGCCUUGCAUGUGGGGUGGAGAGCAUGUCUCUGCGUUCUGUUGGAAAUCCGGGAGAUCUCAGCUCCAGACUGAUGGACAGUGAGAAGGCCAGAGAGUGUCUCAUCCCCAUGGGAAUCACCUCAGAGAAUGUUGCAGAGAGAUAUGGCAUCACCAGAGAAAAGCAGGAUUCAUUUGCUUGCAGCUCUCAGCACAAGGCAACUCAGGCUCAGAAACAGGGUCUAUUCGUACAGGAGAUUGUUCCAGUUACCACCAAGUUUGUGGAUGAGAAUGGAACCGAGCGGACCAUCACGGUCACUAAGGACGACGGCAUCCGGCCAGGCACCACCAUGGCAGGUCUGGCCAAACUGCGCCCUGCGUUCAAGGAGGAUGGCAGCACCACGGCAGGUAACUCCAGUCAGGUGAGUGAUGGAGCAGCAGCCGUGUUGAUGGGUCGCAGGUCUACGGUAGAGGCUCUUGGUCUGCCAGUGUUAGGAAUUCUGAGAGCCGGUGCCGUGGUGGGCGUUCCUCCAGACGUGAUGGGCAUCGGGCCAGCCUACGCGAUUCCCGCCGCCCUGGAGAAGGCAGGUUUGUCCAUCAAUGAUAUUGACGUCUUUGAGAUCAACGAAGCCUUUGCUAGUCAGGCGGUUUACUGUGUAGAGAAAUUAGGCAUCCCAAUGGAGAAGGUGAACCCCAAUGGUGGUGCCAUCGCUCUGGGUCACCCGCUGGGCUGCACAGGAGCUCGCCAGGUCGUGACCUUACUAAACGAACUCAGACGCAGGGGCAGAAGAGCCUAUGGCGUGGUGUCCAUGUGCAUUGGAACUGGCAUGGGAGCCGCUGCAGUCUUCGAGUAUCCUGGACCAUGAAGAAGAUUGUAGCUCGAUAAAGCACGAUGAGAAACUUCUAAAAGAAGCAUGUUGAUUCUGUUGUGAUCAUGAAAAACAUGUGGAGAAAUGCUAACUCUAAUUAAACACUAUCAUAAGAAUUAA
Molecule: messenger RNA, 1474 nt
Organism: Pangasianodon hypophthalmus (striped catfish)
Lineage: Eukaryota; Metazoa; Chordata; Actinopteri; Siluriformes; Pangasiidae
Gene: acaa1
Product: acetyl-CoA acyltransferase 1
Exons: 12
Coding region: 71-1351 (426 amino acids)
Biological process (GO): fatty acid beta-oxidation; phenylacetate catabolic process
Cellular component (GO): peroxisome
Molecular function (GO): acetyl-CoA C-acyltransferase activity
Source: RefSeq, a predicted model, not a curated record